Ustilaginoidea virens is the source of this 1143-nucleotide messenger RNA. RefSeq lists its product as uncharacterized. The record is from RefSeq and is a predicted model, not a curated record. Gene Ontology annotation, biological process: lipid metabolic process. Bases 1 to 1143 code for a protein of 380 amino acids. NCBI's taxonomy places the organism in Eukaryota, Fungi, Ascomycota, Sordariomycetes, Hypocreales, Clavicipitaceae. The transcript has a single exon. Gene Ontology annotation, molecular function: phosphoric diester hydrolase activity.
AUGCUCGCAUCGUCUGUCGUCCUGCUCGCGUCGUCUGUCGUCCAGGCGGCGCUGGCAGCCGCCUCUUCUUCUGAGCGCGCCCUCCCCCAGGAGCAGCCGUCGUCGUCGUCGUCGUCGUCGCCGGCCACCUCCCCCGACGGCGUCGCCGCCGCCACCGCCGCCGCCGCCGCCGCCUGCAACAACUCGCCGACCCUCUGCGGCCGCCGCUACGACGCCGUCACCUACAUGGGCGCCCACGACAGCGCGUUCCUGCGCGACGGCAGCACGCACGACUCGCUGUCGGGCAACCAGUUCCGCAACGCCACCGACGCCCUCGACGCCGGGCUGCGCCUCCUCCAGACGCAGGUUCACCGGAACGGCUCCGCGCUCGACAUGUGCCACUCGGCGUGCGGGCUCCUCGACGCCGGGCCCCUGCAGGCGUGGCUGUCGAGCAUCGGCGCCUGGAUGGCCCGCCACCCGCGCGAGGUCGUCACCCUGGUGCUGGUAAACGCGGCCAAGGCGCCGGCCGCCGACUACGCGUCCGUCUUCGAGGCCGCCGGCCUGGCCGGCAUGGCGUACCGGCCGCCGUCGUCCGACGCCGCCGCCGCCGCCGCCUGGCCCACGCUGCAGGCCAUGAUCGGCUCCGGCGGCCGCCUCGUCACCUUUGUCACCAACAUGGAGCGCGCGGCGUCGGCGCCGUACCUGCUCCCCGAGUUCGACCACGUCUUCGAGACGCCGUACCAGGUCACCUCGGCCGACGGCUUCAACUGCACCGUCGACCGGCCGGCGCGCGCGGACCCGGCCCCCGGCGCCCUGGCCGGGGGGUACCUCAGCCUCGUCAACCACUUCAAGUACAGCCGCGUCAUGGCCGGCGUCGACGUGCCCGACCUGGCGUCCGUCGACGAGGUCAACAGCCCCGCCGCGGCGGCCCCGGGCAACCUGGGCAGGCACCUGCAGCAGUGCCGGAGCGAGUGGGCCAAGGCGCCCAACUUUGUGCUCGUCGACUUCUGGACCCGCGGCGACCCGGUGGCCGCCCUGGACGCCAUGAACGGGAUAAGCGACGCCACCGGCCGGUCUGCCGUCGGGGGCGGCGUGGCCGAGCGGCGCCGCCUGGGGCACGGCUCCCUGGUGGCCUUUGUGUCCGCGGCGCUGGUGCUGGUAUGA